AUUAAAUAAUGUUAAUGUAAUAUUUUUCAGAAUGUGGAAGGAGCUAACCUUAAACACUUCGACCGACGACAAGCGAUAUCGCGUUUGGGAUUACCCUAUAAGAGAACAAUACGGUCACAUUCUUCUUGCCAUAAACGAUUCGAAUCCAGUAGCAACGCCCGAAGAAGGCUUCAAAAAUGUGAACGAACAUCUCGACGCUGAUUACGCUUUCAUUCACGAUUCCAGCGAAAUCAAAUACGAAAUUAGCAGGAAUUGUAAUCUAACAGAAGUUGGUGAGGUAUUCGCCGAGAAACCGUAUGCCGUCGCUGUACAACAAGGAAGCCACUUACAGGAUGAUAUCAGUAAAGUGAUUCUAAAACUUCAAAAAGAUAGAUUCUUCGAAGGAUUACAAGAGAAGUAUUGGAACCAUUCAGCCAAAGGUGAUUGUCCCAGUACAGAUGAUAAUGAAGGAAUAACCCUGGAAAGUUUAGGUGGUGUUUUCAUAGCUACUCUAUUUGGACUAGCUCUAGCGAUGCUCACUUUAGUAGGAGAAGUGUUCUACUACAGACGCAAGUAUAAGACUAGACAGGCCAAAAAAUUAGGACCUAAACAACAAUCUGAGAAACCGAUAUCUACCUUGCAGUCUCCAUUUUACCCAUCGGAAUUGAAGCCCAUGACCAUUAUGAUAAAACCUGCAAAUUUUAAUGAGUCCAAGAAAGAAGACAACUGGAAACAGUCUAAUAUUAUUUUGUAUCCCAGAGGUAGAAAUAUGAUUUCACAAUUUAAAUAAAAGUUUUCAACUAGGAUAUUGAACUCAAGGAUGAUUAUGACAUCUCAAGAACUGUAUCUUACUUUUAAAAAGUAGGUAGGUAGGUAGGUAGGUAGAUACGUAAUUUUUUCAAAGCAUCAAUACAUUUUAGUUAACAAACCACUAGACACGCAUGCAGUAUCAAGUGGUUCGAUAUUUAACAACUUAAUCAUUCAUCACAAAAUGUAAAAAUAUGACCGUUUAAGAUAAACACAGAAAUCUAAUGGAAAAUUUUAACAUCCACCACCGCUAUUAUCUUUAUUUAGUUUUAACACUAUUUUUAAGAAAUAUAGUACAUUUAGAUUACGGCACUAUUACACAAAAUAAAGCA
This is a messenger RNA of Psylliodes chrysocephalus, 1118 nucleotides long. Lineage: Eukaryota; Metazoa; Arthropoda; Insecta; Coleoptera; Chrysomelidae. The record is from the annotation of a GenBank genome assembly.